Molecule: messenger RNA, 1124 nt
Organism: Aspergillus welwitschiae
Lineage: Eukaryota; Fungi; Ascomycota; Eurotiomycetes; Eurotiales; Aspergillaceae
Exons: 1
Coding region: 234-488 (84 amino acids)
Source: RefSeq, a predicted model, not a curated record
UCUUCCACUAGACUGGUGUGAUUGUUCUGGCGCGAUCGCUGCUAUUCAUCCUUUGGAAUAGUCCGAAAUCGCUCCAUUAUGAGAUCUUGUUCUGGGUCACCCUGAAAAUGGGCGCAACGGUGCUCUGCUUCACCUACUCUAGCUAAAAGUGGAUAGGUGCUAAGUAGAUUGACACUGCAUUACUUACGGAGCCAACUUUGGAAGGUGAUCUAAAUUCUAAUAGAAAGGGUGCUAUGACCGGAAUGCAUGGAACUAUCGUUAUCACAAAGAAGCCAGGUCCUGAGCUGACCUACCUGCAUGAAUGGGCUGGGAGCUGCUCCACAAUUUCCAGUAAACUCGAGGUGCGCGUGCCCCGCGCAUAUACCAAUGUAGUACAGCGUCAGACCGCAAGAAACUCGGCACCUCUGCAUUUGCGGCUUUCCUUUGUUUUCAUUCCAGACGAUGAAAACUGUCAGAUCAGGGUCGGAGGGUUAAUAUUACUGGGAUAAGUUGACGCGGGGGGUUCCGCAUGCAACAGUAAGGUGUACCUUAAGAUGGGCAUCAUCCGUUCCAUGUGUGGUUCUCAGUGGAGCUGGGAGGAGAUUUACAGCGGACCUGGCUCGGAUAAAUCAGUCCGUCUAGAAAAGAAGGGGCUGUUAGUUCAAACGAUCAUGCUUCUGAAAGACAGAUAGAGUAAGUCGAGUGGAGGAUGCUUCAUCGUAAGCACUGGUUUAGAGAUAUCUAGAUUGUCUCAAGUGGUAGAUAGUAGAGUAAGACUCAUCGCGUUACCUAGCGAUGAUAUAAGAGAUGGGUUGCCACAACGGGCUCCGAAAGAGAGAAGGAGUACUACAGUAUGAGUGGGAACGGAGGACCUGACAAUUUAGGGGAUGAAUGCUAGGGAUGAAAAAGGAAGCAUUUCCCGGAGUAAUCAUACCAGGGAAAUACUGGAUAAGUUGAGGUAAACUAGCAGGCAGUGUGUCUUGAGUGAUGUAAAAUAACCCCGAAUAAUAGAAUUGGAUAACAACUACUACUCACUACUCACGGGGUCCCGCGGCAGCAAUCGACGUAGUGGAAGAACCCAAGCCGGGCUUCCCAGUAACAAAGUAGUAACAAAGCUGCCCCACCCGGGCUCACUCACUUUUGCC